Acromyrmex echinatior (Panamanian leafcutter ant) is the source of this 1827-nucleotide messenger RNA. RefSeq names its product mediator complex subunit 28 (gene MED28). Gene Ontology annotation, cellular component: mediator complex. The record is from RefSeq and is a predicted model, not a curated record. NCBI's taxonomy places the organism in Eukaryota, Metazoa, Arthropoda, Insecta, Hymenoptera, Formicidae.
CGCGCUGUUCCGUUCCGUUGUAAAUUUUCUCUCAUGACGCCAGCUUGAAUCGUCAUGACACAUGAUCGUGACAAAUGAUCGGCGGGAAGGGGUCGCAUGUUGCGUGCGGGAAAAAUUCGCGCAUUCCCGCGAGAUCGAGGUAAUCAAUUGUGAUAACAGAGUCGUGGUGAUUAUUUUCGCGCGUAGUUCCGCGGAUAUAACAUAUAACACCACCGAACAUAUAAUACCGUAAUGGCGACGCCGACCAACAGCGACUGUAACCUCGUCGACGAGUUCGAAGAAUCAUUUCAGCAAUGUUUAAGUAUAUUGACAAAAGACGAGGGAUUGGGCAACAGUGGAACCGGUGCGUCUGGUGGUUUGACAGUGGAUAAAGAUGAAGGUCGCGCGGAAAUAGAACAGGCUACCAUGAGAUUUAUAGAUUUGGCCAGGCAGAUGGAAGCUUACUUUUUACAAAAGAGAUUUCUCUUAUCUGCGCUGAAACCCGAGAUGUUAGUUAAGGAAGAAAUCAAUGAACUAAAACUGGAGUUGGCACGUAAAGAAGAACUGAUAAAAAGACAUAACGACAAGAUUGCUGUCUGGCAAAAUAUGUUGUCGGAUUUGCAGGGAUGGGCGCAGUCACCUGCUCAAGGCCCAGCGCCCAGUGGAUUACCCAAUGGAAAUCAAAGCGGACAGAAUCAGCAGGCUACAGGUGGCAGUGGUAACGCUUCAAUGCAGCAACAACAGCAAAUACUACAACAUCAGCAGCAAUUACAACAGCAAUUACAGCAGCAACAACAGCAGCAGCAGCAUCCACAAUUGCAGCAACAAUUGCAGCAGCAAAUGCAACAUCCAUUGCAAUCACAGGUGCAACAGGGUUCUGGUGGCCCGCCUACAUCAGGUCUUCAGGGGGUUGGUGUGCCAGUCAAUCAACAGGGCAUGUUCAUGACACAAGGUGGUGUAGGUGGCAGAGCUACCGGGUUCCCGGUCGGCGGUAUGGGUAGUAGCGCCUUGCAGGGGCCCCUGGCCUACUUGGAAAAGACAACGAGCAACAUAGGGAUGCCAGAGAGGCGGAGUUGACGCGGAAGGGGGAGGGGCCGGGGCCGGGGUCGUGGAAGAGGCCGAGGUAGAGGAAGAGGCGGUGGUGGCAGCGGCCUACCUCCGCCGCCACCGCUUCUCGAUCCCUCAGACCCGUCGUCCUACGCUGCUGCUGCCGCAGUCGCAGCUGCUGCGGCGGCGCCCCUUCCCUCUCCGCAACAGCAGCCUCCUCCGCCUUGCACAUAAUACGUGUGGCAUUUUUAAUUUCUUCUUCUGGAAGACAGAGACUAUGUUUAUUUCCAAGAUCAAGCACAUUUAGGUUGUUAUGAGGUUGUGUUCGAUGUCGCAUUGUUGAUUUGAAUGUACUGUAUCAAUGGUGAUGAUAGUGAUGACAAUGCUGAUAAUUAAAGUGCAGUUGAUACGUUACUGUUAUAUUGUGAAAAUAGACACAACAAUGCAUACAAAUAUCAUAUAAUUUAUGAGCUUACUAAGGUCUACAUAGUAAACGCGUUUUAACAGUGCCAGUUUUAUUGUGAUUCAACUUCGAAUUGACAUUACGACUAUAUGAACAUUCUUUCGUACUUCUUCUGAAAUUAUUCUGUACGCUAAAGACAGAUUUUGUAUUCUUUGUACUAGUCGUAGAAAUGGUAAGACGGGGGCGAGCUUAUGUGGAAAAUGUAAAAUUGCGACGUAGAGUGACAAAAGUAUGAUAAUAUGUUGCAACUGAGCGGCAAUAAAUUGUACAUAAUAACGAGAUUAUGUGAGAUGUGAGCAACAUGAUACUUUUACUCGUACGUUAAGGAUAAGGAUAAG